Closterium sp. NIES-65 is the source of this 5241-nucleotide messenger RNA. Lineage: Eukaryota; Viridiplantae; Streptophyta; Zygnematophyceae; Desmidiales; Closteriaceae. The record is from the annotation of a GenBank genome assembly.
AUGCUAGAAUCUGGGCCGGAGUGUCGGGGGGAUGCUGACGUGGCGUUGAGACAAGCGAGGGAUCCUGAUGUGCUGGCAGAUGGGGGGACAGAAGCUGACGUGGUGGUUGACGCAGUGGAGUAUGACUAUAUCGAGGAUGAAAGGCGCGAGCAGGACGUGUACGAUAGUGAGCUUAUAGCGGAUCACGUGUCUAAGCUUGUAGCGGAGCAAGCACUAGUUGAGCAGGGGGGGGAAGAGGGGCAGGGGCGGAAUGAGCAGACGGCUGGGCAAGGAAAGGAGGUCGAGCUUAGACAGGUCGAAGGGGAGGGGCAGGGGGAGGGGAGGAGUGAGGAAGAAGAGGCGGCGGACAGGGGAAAGAGAAUGGAUGGACAAGAGGGAAAGGAAGGAGGAGAGGAAAUGGGGGCGGGAGGGGCAAUGGAGAGGGGAGGGGAAAUGGAGAGGGGAGGGGAAAUGGAGAGCGGAGGGGGAAUAGAGGGGGAAGAGGGGCCGGAUAUCGAAUUGGAGCUAGUGAUGGGGGACGCUGAGCUGGACGAUGAGGAGAUAUUUGUCGGACAGCUGGCUGCUGACGUGGCGGAUGUCCGUGCACCAGAUGGCCACGUGGCACGAGCCCACUGGCAAGCCCUGCGUGAGGAUCUAUCCGCGCCACAGUAUGGUGCAGAGUUAUGUGUGCCAGUAACAGGCGGGGUUCUAGAGGAGGUGCAAGCAGCUACUGAUAGAGCCCUGUGCUCGCCCUCCCGUCCACCACGCCCAACCUUCGUCUCCGCCCCUCUCUGCCCCUCUCGACCCCUCCUCUCCACCACUCUCCACCCCUUCCCACCCCCGUUCCACCGCUCUGCACUCCUUUCACCAGCAUCUGCAGCCCCGUCAGCCCUUGUCAGCCCCGUCAGCCCCGUGUCCUCUCCCUCCCCUCCAUACCUCGCUCACCCUUGUUCUCGGCCCAUCUCCGCCCCUCUGCACCCCUUUCCACCGCUCUCCACCACUCUCACGGCAACUACAGGACAUGUUUCUUGCUCAUGGACUAACUCUCGAGGACAUAAAGCUCGAGGUGCUCUCAGUGGUACACCUAUUCGCCACCCUAGUCAGCCCCUGCACGCUCUCCCUUCCAUCCGCGCUCACCCUUGUUCAUCACCCCUCCCCACCCCUUUCCACCCCCCUUUCUGCCCUCCACCCUUCCCCACCCCAUUUCGCCGCUCUGCACCACACUCACAGCAUCUGCAGGACAUGUUUCUCUCACACGGGCUCACCCUGGAAGACAUCAAGCUCGAGAUGCUCUCAGUUGUACAGCUCUUCGCCAACCUCGUCAGCCUCUCCCUUCCAUCCACGCUCACCCUUGUUCUCCGCCCCUCUCCACCCCUCUCCACCCCUUUCCACUUCUCUCCGCGCCUCGUUGCCGCGGCUGUCACCGGGCCUGUCCCGGGCCUGCCACCGGAGCUGGCCGCCGCGGCUGCGGCGCAGGUUCGGGUGGGGGAGGAGGAGGUUCGGCGGUACGGCGGGAUGCUGGAGCGGUUUUUGGAGAGCCCGAGGGAGUGGAAUCUGGUGGAUCAUCGGGGGGAGUUUCAGUUCAAUGCUAUCUUUGCAUUUCUGCGCAAGGCGCAUGUGUGCGAGCCGCUGCUGCUUCAGAAGUGGGUGCUCAUGCUGCUCGCGCUGCUGCUGGGCUUCUCUGGCCGCCUGGACGAGCUAAACGAGAAAGACCUCCCUGCAAGCUAUAGCCUCUCUGCUCAUGCCGCUGCUCGCGCUCCCUUUCCCCCCUUUUAUCGCCCCUUUCCGCCCCUCCUACUUCCCUCACUCCACCCCUUCAUUCCCCAUUCCCCACAGCACUAUCAGAGCCUCUUCUUUGCCCAUCGCCCCACCCUGCACGACCUGCGAGCGUGCAAGAAGUGGCAUUAUCAGGCUCUCUUCUUUGCUCAUUCGCUUACCCUACACGACCUGCGAGCGUGCAAGAAGUGGGUGCUGAUGCUGCUCGCACUGCUGCUGGGCUUCUCUGGUCGCCUGGACGAGCUCAACAAGAAAGACCUCGUGCAGGCUAUAGCAUCCACAGAUGCGUGGAAGGAGUAUGAGAAAGGGGGGACUGGGAAUGCAACCAAUAGCUCAGGGCUCAGGAGGGCAAUGUUGCCUCAAGUCUUGAAGAAGAACGGGGAGGUCGUGCAGGCAAUGGCAUUGACGGACACUUGGGGUGGAAGCGGAGAACGAGGGAGUGCAGGGGAGGGAGGAGCGGUUGAGAUGGGUUCAGAGGCAGGGGCAGGAGCAGGAGCAGUAGCAGGGGCAGGAAGGAUACGGCCAAUCAAAUGCGCUCGUCUGCUGCCGACCUCCCGCCAGGACCGGUCGGCGUUCCUCGUCCGCGUCCGGCAGGCGGGGGACGACGAGCUGGGCGGCGUGCUUCGGCAGUUUCUGGAGGAUCCGAAGCACUGGGCGUGCGCGCUGAAAGGGGGCGUGGUUGUAACAAGACUGGGGAAGUUUAUAAGGGAGAUGGCGGAAAACAAUCCAACAAUGCUGGAGGUGAGUAUGUGUGCGUUUGGCUUUCUGUGCUCCCUUCUCAUACUCUCCCUUCUCAUACUCUCUCUUCUCAUACUCUCCCUUCUCAUACUCUCCCUUCUCAUACUCUCCCUUCUCAUACUCUCCCUUCUCAUACUCUCCCUUCUCAUACUCUCCCUUCUCAUACUCUCCCUUCUCAUACUCUCCCUUCUCAUACUCUCCCUUCUCAUACUCCACUCACCCUUCUUAAACGAUUCUCCGCUCCCAUUCCCGUACCAGCAGGCGUUCUUUGCUCACAGCAUCGGCAUGAACGAGCUGCGGCGGGAAAAGCGGACAGCAUUGGAGCUGUUUGCAUACCUCAUGGGAGUCACAGGCAACAUGCGGGCAUGGAAGAAACACCGGCUUUUAAAGAUCAUAUCCGAUAUGCCAGCCUGGCAGAUUCAUGCAACGCGAUUGGACGAGAUGGGCUUGGGGGGAGGUGAUGGGUUGAGCUGUUCUCGUUGCCUGCCGAUUGCUGGUCUGGUGCACUGGCAGAGGGGGGAGGAGCAGAGGAGGAAUGGUGAUGGGGAUGGGCAGAUGGGGGAGGAGAAGUGGCGGGGAAUGGGGUGGAAUGGGGAGGCGGAGGGGGGUGAACAGGUGGAGGAACGGGAGAAAGGGGACAAGAACGGGGAGGGGGGGGGGAAGGGGGAGAAUGGGGAGAAGGGGAAUGAAAAAGGGGAGGAAGAAGGGAAGGAGAAGGGGAAGAAAGGGAAAGGGAAUGAGGAGGCCACCCGGACGGCCUGGGGCUCACACGCAAGUGGUCUGACUGGUGUGGUUAGGAGAGCACCAAUGGUUGGCGAGAGUGGGGAGGGAGGGGAGGUGGGGAAAGGUGGGGAAGGAAGGGGGGAAGGGGAAGGAGGGGACGGACGGGAGGGAGGGGACGGAGGGGACGGACGGGAGGGAGGGGACGGAGGGGACGGAGGGGAAGGAGGGGAGGGAGGGGGAGCGGGAGAAGGGGGGGGAGGAGGGCCAGAUGAAUCACAGAGGAAGUUAGAUCCAAGGGUCACUCAUGCAACAGAGGGUAGAUGCAGAGCAGGUGUGACGGUGGCGGGUGUGACUGGGGCAGGUGUGACAGUGGCGGGUGUGACUGGGGCAGGUGUGACAGUGGCGGGUGUGACUGGGGCAGGCCUAUCGGGAGAUCUUCCUGUCGCACGGCUGCUCCUCCUCGCAGCUCCUAGCAAUCAAGAAGCAAGCGCUGAUGCUCCUUGCUGCCCUCUUUGCGAUUACAACCAUCCAAACUCCUCGUUCUCCCUCUCCCUCUCCCCUCCCGUCCUCCUGCAGGCCUAUCGUGAAAUCUUCCUGUCGCACGGCCUCUCCUCCUCGCAGCUCCUAGCAAUCAAGAAGCAAUCGCUGAUGCUCCUUGCUGCCCUCUUUGGGUAUCGAAGGCAGCUGGACGGGAAGAACAAGGGGCAGUACGCUGCUGGAGGAGAGAAGAGCACUCCCCACAAUUCGCUCUCCUCCCCCUCCUGCCCCGCCUAUAGGGAGAUCUUCCUGUCGCACGGCCUCUCCUCCUCUCAGCUGCUCACCAUCAAGAAGCAGGCGCUCAUGCUCCUUGCCGCCCUCUUUGGGUACCGUAGGCAGCUAGAUGGGAAGAACAAGGGGCAGUAUGCUGCUAUCGUUACCCACUCUGCCUUCUGGAGAGAGCCGCGGCAAGGGCAGGGGCAAGGGCAGGGGCAGGGGCAGGAGCUGGGGCAGUGGGGAAGAGCAGGGGAGGGAAGGAAUGCUAAGGUUAUUCCAGCAACCGUUUGUCUGAGAGAGGAACGAGUAGAGCCAGUGCAGCAUGGUUCAGAGCCGGGAGACGAGCGUCGGCAGCAUUGUAUAGAUCUGCAGGGGAGGAUGGAGGCUGGAGGGGAGCAGCAGUUGUGGAGGCACCAGCAGGGGAAGCUGGGGGGGAAGGCUGCGGCACGAGUGGAUGGGUCGGCCAUUCCGCGAGUUGUGAUUGAGGAGGGAGAGUCAGCUGCCUCUCUCCCCGGUCGAAAACGGUCCCUCUCACAACUGCUCUUCCUGCAAACCAGUGGUGCUGGUUCGGGUCACCAGGCUCGGCCCGAGCCUGAGCUGGAGCCUGAGCCGCAACCCGAGCCUGUGUCUGGUGCUGCUGCUGCUAGGUUGAGGGAGCAGGAGAGAGCGGGAUGUGGGUUGAAGGAAACGAAUGGAGGGGAGAGGAAGAGGAGGAAGUGGGAUGGGGAGAAAAGUGGUCCGGACAAAGGUUCGCAUGAUCCGGAGGGUACAGAGUGGUGGAGAGGAGUCAGGGAAGUUAAGAGGAGGUCGGAGUGUUCAGCUGAUGGUGGUGAUGAUGAGAGCAGCAAGGAGGACUUCAGUUCUGAUGGUGCUCUGUUGCAGCUGAGGAAAUUGCAUCAGGAGUUUUGCCAGCUUGUGGGUGGUUGUGGUGAUGGUGGUGGGGGGAUUAAAGCCAAGGCACCUGAUCCCAGGGGAGAGGUUGUGGAGGAUGAAGAAGCUUUGAGACACAGUGUGGGCGCAAGGGGAGAGGCUGAGGGUGGUGGAGAAAUGGAUGGAAUGGAAGGAGGGGUGGGAGCAGGGGAGGUUGUGGAUGGGCAGGGUGGACUGGUGGGAGAGUUGGAGAAUGCGAAGGAGGGUGUGAGAGGAGACGAGAAUGUGGGACGAGAGAGAGUGGAAGGGAAGGAGGUCCCGAUGAGAGGUAGAUGGCAACGGGCACUGCAGCUGAGCUUGCUCACAGCAAUUGUUGCUGAGUGCGAGUCUCUGAAUAAAUAA